Messenger RNA from Epinephelus fuscoguttatus (brown-marbled grouper), 3486 nucleotides. RefSeq names its product NXPE family member 3-like. Lineage: Eukaryota; Metazoa; Chordata; Actinopteri; Perciformes; Serranidae. The coding region runs from base 148 to 1815 and encodes 555 amino acids. The transcript is spliced from 7 exons. The record is from RefSeq and is a predicted model, not a curated record.
CUGGGAACUCGCAAUAUUCCUUAUCCGUGUAAAGUUCACCUUGAGGAAAUGUCCCUGUUACUGUCACCCUCUUGAUUGUUAUUUCCCCUCUACAGUACCAGAGGAAGUGGUUACAGUGCUGUGCUACGGCCAUAGAUCAGGACUGUCAUGAAGGCCAGAGCUUGUACAAGAAGAGAGUACAGUGUCAUCCUCCUCGUUCUGGCCAUGGGUGUCUUAAUCUUAGUGCUUCGCAACAUGGACUUUCUGGAGUUUCAGGAUAUAAUGAAGUCCAUCAUCGUCCCAAAAGUUUCCACUGAUCCUGACAUGAAUCACAGCUUCUGCACCUUCCAGCCACUCUCCCCUGAGGACGCUCUGGAGGAACGCCUCCUACUAGACUCCAUUGCUUGGCCUGAAACUCCACCUUUGCCAGCUCCUGUUUCCCUGGAGCAGACCAGUGAUCCAGCUCACAGCACCUUCACCAUUCUCCCAAGGAGGGGAGGAGGACAGUGGCAUGUAGGGGAUCAGCUGGAGGUCAUGAUAACAAUGUCUGACUUCCAUGGUCGUCCCAAGAAGUAUGGGGGGGACUUCUUACUCGCCCGGCUCCACAACCUGAAGCUUGGUGCAGGUGUAGCUGGGCAAGUGGUGGAUCAUCUCAAUGGGAGCUACUCUGCUGUAUUCUCUUUACCCUGGGAAGGAGACGCGCAGGUUGAGGUGACGCUGGUUCAUCCUAGUGAGGCUAUCACUGUGCUGAGCAGGCUGACCAGAGAACAUCCUGACAGGAUUUACUUCCACAGCCUCUUCCGCUCAGGCUCACUUUCUGAAACUACUGUCUGUAACGUCUGCCUGCGUCCAACCCAGCAGCCGCUGUGCAACUACACUGACAUCCGUACAGGCGAGCCUUGGUUCUGCUACAAGCCAAAGAACCUGAGCUGUGACUCCAGGAUCAGCCAUUCCAGGACAAGAUACAAAGUAAACAUUGAGGCCAAUGAGACAAAGCUCUUUCAAAGGGGUGUCAACUUGAAAGUCUACAUUCGGGCACCAAGACCUGCCAAUGUUGAUGUGUUGCCAAAAACAAUAGGUCAACCAGAGGUGAGGAGCAGCAAUGUGACAUCUAGACCCUCUGGCUAUUACUACCAGGGUUUGUGGCAAACACUGGAUGGCACCACAGUUCACCAAUUCAACAUUUCUGCCAUCAGUCAGUGUCUGAAAGACAAGGUAGUCCACAUGUAUGGAGACUCCACCAUCAGGCAGUGGUUUGAAUACCUCAACGCCAUACUACCAGAUCUUAAGGAGUUCGACCUGCACAGCCCGCACAAAGUUGGACCUUACAUCUCCUUGGACUAUGCAAACAACAUCUUGGUGACAUUCCGAUGCCACGGUCCUCCUCUCAGUUUUACCAUUGUCCCAAUCAGCGAGUUUCGUUACAUUGCCAAUGAACUAGAUGGCUUAAUUGGAGGCACCAGUACUGUUGUAGUUUUUGGCAUCUGGGCUCACUUUGGCCCUUUCCCCAUGGAGGUGUACAUCCGGCGGCUGCAGAAUAUCCGCAGGGCGGUGGUGCGGCUGCUCGACAGGGCUCCAAGCACAGUGGUCAUCAUCCGGACAGGGAACCCAAGAGCUCCGGCACUUGACGUGACGCUAACCUUCGGCGACUGGUACUCGCUGCAGCGUGAUAAGGUGCUCAGAGCCAUGUUCAAAGGACUGAAUGUUCAUCUGGUUGAUGCCUGGGAGAUGGUUGUGGCCCACCACCUGCCGCAUAACAUCCAUCCAUCAGGUACCAUUAUUAAGAAUAUGCUUAAUGUUCUCUUGUCAUAUGUAUGUCCUCAAAAGGGUGGCUAGAUGUGUGUGUGUUGGGGGAGAACUGUAGAUUCAAGUGCACACUGAGUUUACGUUGUCUCUGUGUUCCUACCAAAUGCUGCAUUUUGCCUUCAGUAGUCACCAGCACAGACCAGACCGACAACAGUGUUUAUAAAUCUACUUUUAAUCAGAGUAUGUGUGAUAAUUUUGUAAUAAUACUGUAUUAUAAUUAGGUUUGUCAGCAUUAAUGUGUUAAACAUGAUGCAAUUAAGGACAAAGGAUAAUAUCUACAAAUUUUUAGUAUUCACAUGAUGCCAAUUCGUCUCUUCUUUGUGACCUAAAUUAUGGUCAAGUUAUCGCAACAGCUUCCUGCUGCUGUAAUGAUGGCAGGUAGCAAACCUCUGAGUAGUUAAAGGAUAACUUAGGUAUUUUUCAACCUGGGCCCUAUUUCCCCAUGUGUAUGUGUGUGUAUGAUUUAUAGGUACAACUCGUUCUAAAAUUGUUCAGUUCACUAUUGAGGGAGGCGGAUGCAACCGGGAGCCGUGAAACAAACUAAAACGGUAACGGGGGCAAAUGCGUCCCAUAUAAGUUUGUGCAUUAAAAGUGCUUUUUUUCGCCACUGACCGGUUCAGAUCGCCAGUGCUAUCUCUGUAGAUAGCAUACUAAGCAUUUCCCUGACCCUUCACCUCCUCCCGGCUGUGACGUCAUCUCGCGACAGCUUUGCUUGUUGCCGGAAGAAAACAGAGGAGCCAUGCUGAGCACCACUCAGAGUGGCCCUGGUUGUCACAGAGUACAGUUGAGAGUUUUACUGCAUCCACUGAAAACAAUGGUUCGUGUUUGCAAAAACAGGAUGUCACACAACACCCCGUACAGCUUUCAUAGGCUGCCUUUGUUGGACGGCGAGAUGCUGAAGUUGUGGCUAGUUGCGCUACAAACGGAUGCUAACACUCCUCUCCAGACACAGAAUUUCUUGCUUUAUCAAUGGGGUUGGGACCAUCAGUUGUGUUGUGCAGAAGUCAGGUUAAUACACAGCCGACAGCCCUAUUGGACAACUGUUAAAAUUCAUAUUAUGGCAAGAACCAAUCAGCUAACUAAAGAAAAACGAGUGGCCAUCAUUACUUUAAGAAAUGAAGGUCAGUCAGUCCGGAAAAUUGCAAAAACUUUCAAUGUGUCCCCAAGUGGAGUCGCAAAAACCAUCAAGCGCUACAACGAAACUGGCACACAUGAGGACCGACCCAGGAAAGGAAGACCAAGAGUCACCUCUGCUUCUGAGGAUAAGUUCAUCCGAGUCACCAGCCUCAGAAAUCGCAAGUUAACAGCAGCUCAGAUCAGAGACCAGAUGAAUGCCACACAGAGUUCUAGCAGCAGACCCAUCUCUAGAACAACUGUUAAGAGGAGACUGCGCGAAUCAGGCCUUCAUGGUCAAAUAGCUGCUAGGAAACCACUGCUAAGGAGAGGCAACAAGCAGAAGAGAUUUGUUUGGUCCAAGGAAUGGACAUUAGAUCAGUGGAAAUCUGUGCUUUGGUCUGUGGAAACCAUUUCAGGUGACUGCCUCUUGAAGCUCAUGGAGAGAAUGCCAAGAGUGUGCAAAGCAGUAAUCAGAGCAAAGGGUGGCUAUUUUGAAGAAACUAGAAUAUAAAACAUGUUUUCAGUUAUUUCACCUUUUUUUGUUAAGUACAUAACUCCACAUGUGUUCAUUCAUAGUUUUGAUGC